Molecule: messenger RNA, 3683 nt
Organism: Mobula hypostoma (lesser devil ray)
Lineage: Eukaryota; Metazoa; Chordata; Chondrichthyes; Myliobatiformes; Myliobatidae
Exons: 9
Coding region: 160-1941 (593 amino acids)
Source: RefSeq, a predicted model, not a curated record
CCCACUCUCCCCCAUCACUUCCUCUUCACACCCCAUGCCUUUGUGCUGAAAUAAGCAUGUGGGGAAGUCAAAGGGGAAUCACUCACUUGUGAAAUACCAACGCGGAACAUCGCAUCCAAAUGAGCAGAAAUUCAGUUUUUGAAAAACAAGUGAGAAGAAAUGUUUGCAGCGAUAAUCACAAUCUUGACUCUGUCCGUCUGUACAGUGGGUGUAAAUGCAGAGACAGUCCUGAUCCAAUCACCAGGAGUUGUGAAGGUGCCUGAAGGUGGAACAGUGCGGAUACAGUGUGACCUGGAGAGUGACAAUGUGGAAUACACUGUGGAUAAAUAUGAUGUACACUGGUACAACUCACCCAAUGAAAUUGUACUUAGUCUUUACACUGAUGGCCGAGUUUACAGGUCACGGGGCUUCUCCGAUCGAUUUCAGCUUUCCAGGAAUGUCACCACUAACAGCUACUCACUGACCAUCAGCGAUGUGAUGGUCACCGACCCUAAACUUUACAUCUGUGGCAUUUGGGGGACGGUCUUUGGAAAUGGAACCCAGCUGAAUGUGACCAGUGCAGACGUUCCUGUCCUUAUCCAGUCCCCGAGCGUACAGCGUGUCACUGAGGGUCACACGGCGUGGUUAUGGUGUACCAUGAGCAAAGCCAGGCUGGAAGACACCGACGUCCACUGGUAUCGGAAACUACCUGGGCAGGACAUGGAGUGGGUUUUAACACACAGGGCAGGAGGCAGCACAGAGAGGGGACAGGGUUUCACUGAGAGGUUCCAGUCCUACAGAGACACGUCCAACAGCAGCUUCACCCUGACAGUCACAGACGUGGUGCACAGUGAUUCUGCCGUCUAUUACUGCAGAGUGUGGGGAGACAUCGAUGGGAACGGCACCCAGCUCAUCGUAACCAAUCCCGCGGAUGAUCCCGUCCUUGUGCAGGAUCCACCAAUCAGCAAGGUGCCGGAGGGUGUAACUGUCCAGCUCCACUGUGCCUUGUAUAAUGCCAGUGUGACUGUCACCGAUGUCCAGUGGUACCACCAGCGGCCGGGGAACAAGAGCGAGUGGGCGUUGAGUCACUUUGUGAAUGACUCUGUGAGCAGGUCUGGGUGUAUCUCUGACCGUUUUCAGUCUUACAGGAAUGUCGUGAGUAACAGUUACAUUCUGACCAUCAGUAACACAUCUAUUAGUGACACUGCAGUGUACAACUGCAGUGUGUGGAGUUACAUCUACGGAGGAGGAACACAGCUCAAUGUAACUGUUGCCAAUCCUCCAGUCCUUAUCCAGUCCCCAAGCCAGGAGAACAUCACCGAGGGGCAAUCGGCACGGUUAUGGUGCACCAUGAAGAAUGCCAGAGUGGGAAACAUUGAUGUCCACUGGUAUCGGAGGCUACCCGGGCAGGACAUGGAGUGGGUCUUAACACACGAGGCAGGAGGGAGCGUACGAAGGAGACCAGGUUUCACUGAGAGGUUCCAGCCCUCCAGGAACUCCUCCAGGAGCAGUUUCAUCCUCAUCGUCACAAAGGUCGAGGUCAAUGACUCUGCCGACUAUUACUGCAGAGUGUGGGGAGACAUCAGUGGGAAUGGAUCCCGGCUCAUUGUUAUUAAAGCGGAUGAAGGUGGGUCUUCGAAAGUCUUGGCCAGUAUUCUCGUCAGUAUCCUCGUACUGGUCAUCUUAUUCUGCAUCUUGAUAACAGCAAUAUGCUAUAUGAAAAAAUGGGCAUGUUUUCAACAGAGAUUGAAGCCAGAAGGGUGCUCUACUGAAGAUUUGAACACAGUGUAUGCCACAGUUGCAGCUGAAACCGAGGUGAAUACACAGGCAGCCACAAAUGUUACUGCGUCAGAGGAAUCAGAGAUAUUUUACGCUGAUAUUCAGUUCUUCCAGCAGAAGACAGCUCCAAAAAUAAAAGUCACCGAGGAAACAACCGAAUAUGCCGUCAUCAAACGUGACUAGUGUCUAAAAGUAAUUGUUCUGCAGCCGCAGGUUAUUAAAUAUGUGUGUGCUUCUUGCUGGUAACUAUCAGCACACGGGACUCCGGAACGUCACACCUUCUCAACUUCCAGCAGCUACAACGUGAUCCUACACUCACCACAUCUUCCCCUCCCCACCCAUAAGACGUAGGAGCAGAAUUAGGCCAUCUGGCCCAUCGAGUCCAUUCCACCGUUCAAUUAUGGCUGAUCCUCUAUUUCCUUUCUGCUUUCCACAGGGAUCACUCUCUCUACAACUCCUGGUCUGCCCAUCUCUCCCCACCCAUUUCUUCCCAGCUGCAGGAGAUAUCAUCCCCAUCCCAAAUCCAUAGUCACACAGAAUGGAAACAGGCCCUUCAGCCCAUCUAGGCCAUGUUGACCAAGAUUCCCAUCUAAGCUAGUCCCACUUGCCCACAUUUGGCCCAAAUCCACCCAGACUUUUCCAAUCCAUAUACCUGUCCAAGAUAUUAUUAAUGUAUCUACCUCAACAAUUUGCCCUGCAGUUCAUUUCAUCUACUGACCACUCUCUGGAUAGAAACAUUUCCCCUCAGGUUCCUACUAAAUCUCUCCCCUCUCACCUUAAACCUGUACUUUCUAAUUCUGGGAAAGUACUCCACACAUUGAGUAUCUUUGCCCCUUGUGAUUUUAUACACCCCUCAGUCUCUUACGCUGCGAUGAAUAAAGUCCCAACCUGAAGACAAAACUCCAAAUAUGGCUUCACUUCCACGUCCACCGUCACCACCAUCCAGGGCCUGAAACAGCCCUUCCCCUAUGAGGUGGGCAUUAUUGCAUCUCCUCCAGCAUUAGUGGUUGCACCUGGGCCUCCUCUACAUCAGUGAGAACAGGUACAGACGGGGUAAUCGCUUUGUUCAACACCAACAUUCCUUCCUCCAGAAAUGACCCAUUUAUGUCUGUCUCCACUACCUGACAAUCCUUUAAAAUUGUGCAGUAUCUGUGCUUAUUGAAUGGCUUCUGAAACUCCAAAUACAAUGAAUAGACAGGAUCAGAUUUACCCUGCUUCCUACAUCUAUAAAGAAUGGACUGAAACAUUUUCUAAGUGUCCUGAUCCUUCUCUAUGAACUGCCAACUAUGGCUGACAAGCCCCAUCUUCCCGAAGCGAUUGGUUUUAAGGUGGCAGUAAACGUCCUUACCCCUUCUCCUGUCAGUAGAAAUGGUUCCACUGGGUCAGUCGCUAAGCCACAGGUGAAGACGAGAAGCUGGACUUGUUGGCCAGAGGCUAUUUGGGACACACGACAUUUGGAGCAUCUUGUGGGAGUUAAUCUUCACUACCCCCCUCCUCACCCUCCAUCCCAAACCAGCUGUGACAACUUUAAAGGAACCUAGGAAAAUAGAUAUAAUGUUCAAACUUUACAGAACAUUUUGUUAUCUAAAUACAGCCAACCCCCAUGUUACAGGGCAUGGGGGUGGGGAGGGGGUUAACGGGAGGUUGCGUUCAUAGGUGACAAGAUAUUGCAAUUUCCUUUAAUGUAAAACCUUGUCAAUGCGAUAAGAAAGUGGGUGAGACUUCUUCAGCUCAGUUAGUGCUGUAAUAUGAGGCAUGUAUUCUGCUUUUAGAAAACGAGUUUACUCCCUCAAUUUGUAUUGUGUAACAAAAAUGCGAAGUAUUAAUUUUGACAAGAAAAGCUGUGUGCAGAUUGCUUGCAAAUAUUGAUAUUACUGUCAAAGUAUCUUAACUUAAUAAAAUCAAAUUCUGUGUGUAUUUAUUAA